AUGGAUGUUGAAAUUCAUUUGAAAUCGAUGGGCCUGGGUGAAACGAUUGCGAGAGGCCGUGGAAACAACAAAGGCCGGAGAUAUGGCAGGGGCCAAAAACGCGACCGUCCCCAACAUCGUCGAAAUAAUGGCAAGAAACCAUACAAGCCCCUGAAGUGGCAGAAUGACGAGCUGAAAAGAAAUUAUGAAGAUAAGUGUCACAGGUGCGGCACAAAGGGACACUGGUCGCGCGUCUGCAGAACGCCUAACCAUUUGGCUGAUUUGUACCAAGCUUCGCUGAAAAGGAAAAGUACGUCUGCUGACGUAAAUAUCUCUGAGCUGAAUAAUGAUGACGCAUAUGAUGAUGUCUUGAAGAACACGUCUGCUAGUGUAAACCUCGUUGAACAGAACAAUGAUGACACAUAUGAUGAUGUCCUAAACAGCGACCUUAUGCAUCUUGAUACAGCAGACUUCCUUGAGCACCCUGAAGGUGCCAAGUGA
This is a messenger RNA of Andrographis paniculata, 480 nucleotides long. RefSeq lists its product as uncharacterized. Bases 1 to 480 code for a protein of 159 amino acids. The transcript has 2 exons. NCBI's taxonomy places the organism in Eukaryota, Viridiplantae, Streptophyta, Magnoliopsida, Lamiales, Acanthaceae. Gene Ontology annotation, molecular function: nucleic acid binding; zinc ion binding. The record is from RefSeq and is a predicted model, not a curated record.